AUGGCUGCUGCUGCACGAUGCACUUCCACUACUACCACUGGUGUCAAUGCCGCCUCCAAUGCCGCCAGUGGUAGUGCUGGUGCCGCUCAGCUCACUCCUACAUCUGGAACUGCUGCUUCUCUCACCGGCCAGAAGCGAAGAUGGUCCUCCAUGGCCUCCAUUUGUGAUGGACUGGAGGUAGCCGUCACAGCAGCACCGAUGAAUGGCAGCGCUGCUUGCUAUUCUCAGUCUCAGUCACCUGCUGCUGCUGCUGCUGCUGCUGCUGCUGCUGCUGCUGCUGCUGCUGCUGCUGCUGCUGCUGCUGCUGCUGCUGCUGCUGCUGCUGCACCAACUGUGGUGGCUGACAAGACUACUGCAGCUCUCCCAAUCAGACCUGUGGCUGUUAGGUGCCUGGAAGCCCCAGUGCAGUCCACAAGGCCACCCAUCAGCGUGGGGAGCCGUGGAGCUUUCACUGCAGUGAUCAAUGUGGCGCGUGGUCUCACCAAUGCGGAGCUCUCAUCCGCUGUGUCCAUGCAUGCGCCAAUGAAGAGAGAUACAACCUCUGGAGAGAGCAUGUUACAAAGCCCAACUACAGGCUCGGGUUCUACAAUGUCGGUUUCAGGCAGCCUAUCCCAGCCUGUUGCCUCUGCAUUAACCCCUUCCGACAGCAGCAAGAUGAUGUCAUCGCCACUCACAGGAUUGUUAUCCAAAUCUUCAACUGCAGCGACAUCUCUCCUGCAGCAAGCCUCCGUUCCAGUGACUGCAUCGGAGACGUUGAGACUAAGCCGCUCGCCCAGUCAGUCAUCAGCUGUUACCACGCUCUGCGUCCCUCGUUCUGCUGGGGGAGGUGCUGCUUUCGCCAACAGUGGCUGGACCGCCAACCCUGUCAUCUCAACUUCCCACGCUGUUGCUCUUUUGCGUGCUCCACCAACCACGGCUACUGGCAGCAAUGCCCCUCUUUCUUCCUCUGCUCCUGAUGCUGGCAGCCCAAUUGAGUCAACGCUUUCCCACUGGCGUCCCUAUGUCAAGCCUAAUCAUGCUAGCGUUGCAGAUAAGGCCCGGUUAACAGAAUCAGGGAUUCACAUGACUACGGACAGCCCAAGGAAGGCGAUUUGCCAAGGCCUUCCGGAGCAUCUGAGCAGGUUUCAGAGUGGAUGGGUGGAGGACCUGAGCGCCAUUCAUGGUGUGUUGGGGGCUGACCAAGAUCGGCCAUCGCUUGGGCUUGAGGAGAGAAGCAGGCUGGAAUGUGCACCUUUGGCCCCCAAGGCUCCUGGUGAGCCUGCUGCUGACGCUGGGGAGGAGGUGCGGACGCAUUUCCGCGCAGAUCACAUUGCCUACAAGCGGUGGAUGGCGCGAGACGCCGCCGCCACACUUGCAGUCCGCCUUCACCUCUCGUUCGACCAGAGAGCCAACUUUCGCCAGGUGCCGUUGGCCCAUGCUAUGUAUUCCGCUGUGGUUAGGUGCUACUCCCCCCCCCCCCUCCUGCAGUCCUAG
This is a messenger RNA of Closterium sp. Naga37s-1, 1473 nucleotides long. Lineage: Eukaryota; Viridiplantae; Streptophyta; Zygnematophyceae; Desmidiales; Closteriaceae. The record is from the annotation of a GenBank genome assembly.